CAUAGGGGCUGCAGGACUCGGCUCGGGUUUCGGGGCCGUGCUUCCUCGUAACGGACCAGAGGACAGACAGCAGGCCUCGCGGGGCAGGACGCGGAGCCGUGCCGCGGCGGGCGAGCCCGGGUCUGCAUGCGAGGCCGAGUCCGCGUCCGCGCCCGCGCCCGCGCAGGAAUCGCCCCCUCCCCGCGGGCCGCCGGGCGGGUCGGCGCGGCUCCGCCUCCGGCCGCCGAGAAAACGCGGAGAGCGGAUCGUCGCGGGCGGAAGGGAGCGGCGCGCCGGCCCUGCGCAUGCUCGGUGCCGCCCGGCGGGUCUGCAGACUCCGGCUUCGCGCGGCAGUGCGGUUCCCUCCGCUCCUCAUGGCGGAGCCCGGGACCCCUCGGGGCGCGGUUCUGAAAGAUGUGGUGGCUUAUGUGGAAGUGUGGUCAGCCAACGGAACGGAAAAUUAUUCAAAGACGUUUACAAACCAACUUGUGGAGAUGGGGGCAAAGGUCUCGAAGACGUUCAGCAAGCGCGUGACGCACGUGGUGUUCAAGGACGGGUACCAGCGCACGUGGGACCGGGCGCAGGAGAGGGGCGUGAAGCUCGUGUCGGUGCUCUGGGUGGAAAGGUGCAGGACGGCGGGGGCGCACGCGGACGAGGCCCUCUUCCCCGCGGCCAGGCCCCCGGAGCACCUGCCCUGCCUGGUGAGAAGGAAGCAUAAGUGUAUGCAGCCCAAAGAUUUUACUCCUAAGACACCAGAAAAUGAUAAGAGACUUCAAAAGAAAUUUGAGAAGAUGGCAAAUGAGCUACAAAGGCAAAAAACAACUCUAGAGGACGACGUCCCCGUGCUCCUGUUCGAGUCCGGCGGGUCGCUGGUGUACAGCCCCACCGCUGCCGCGGCGGUGCCCGGCGGCCACCACCUGGCCAUGGAGAAGAGGCUGCGGGAGAUGAAGGAGAAAAGGGAAAAUCUCUCCCUCACCUCUUCCCAGAUGAUGGAAAACUUGGAUGAUGACAACUCUCCGUGCGAAGCGUCUCUGAACGUGUCCCAUGAUGCUUCGUGUUCAGACGACUCCUUUGCUGGCGGCCUGCAGUCGUCUUUCGAUGAGCUGUGUGGCCGCUCGGGCCGCGGGCGUCAGGACCGGAGCCCGGGAGGAUGCGCGGGGGACACUCGGAGUGCCGCGCGCGUUUCCGCGCCUGCCAUGGGGACCAGCAGCGCGCAUCCGUCCGCCUCGCCCCCGCACCGCGGCGGGUCGACGCCUCGGCAGCCCGCGCGCCCUCUGCCGGAGGGAGGACGAAGUGGCCGGAAAGACCCUGCGGGCGGAGCGGCCACCCCUGGCGCGGGGCCGUCUGGGCGGGGCGCGAAGCCGUGUGCUGAGAAGUGCGGCCCGUCCCCUGCGUCCCCUGCACCACCGGGAGGCCGCCGUGGGGGGCGCUCACGGCCCGGGGGCUCCUCGGCCAAGAGAGCGAGAGCGUCCCCGCGCCCAGAGUCGCCGCCGCCGCCGCCGCCGCCGCCGGGAGGGAGCCCCAAGAGAAGGAGGUGCAGCGGGAAGUCCCCCGCGCCCCGGCUGCGGCUGUUCCAGGCGGAGAAGCCCCUGCAGCCCGCGGCCGGGCCUGCGGUCGAGCCGCCGGACCUCUGGGCGUCCUUGUACGAGGACUACUUUUCCCCCGAGAAUCUCAGGGAAAGGCACUCGGAGACGCUCCUUCCCGGGUGGCAGUCCCCCUCCAGCCCCGCGCGGUUCCGGGGCGCCGUCGGCCUCUCCAAGAGGGAGAGGAGGAGCGUCCUAGAGACGUCCGACUUCUCCUGCAUCCGCAAGAGCCUCACGUCCACGUCCGCUGACGCCGCCAGCUCCCCCGCACCCACGGGCGUCCAGCCGGACACACCUCCGGGCGGCGUGACCCCUGAGACCCCACCCGCUGUCCAAGAGGCCGCAGGGUGUGGCCGCCGGGGCGAGGCUCAGCAGACAGAGGGUGCCGGCCCGGACGGGACUCGCUGCCCCUGCUCCAGUCCCUGCGCCGACCCAGAGCCCACACGUCCUCCGCCUGCGCGUCCCGGCGACGCCACCCCCGCGACAGGAGGCGCCGGAGAAACCAGGGACUCGGUGGGCGUGUCCGCAGGCGGGCCGACAGGAGGCCCCACCCCCAGAGCACUGCGUCCCUGCGAAGGUGCUGAGGACCGGCCCACCAGGCGCGGCGCCGUGGACGGCUCGCCGGCCGGCCGCGAGGACCCCAGCGGACCGCACGAGGCCCCGAGGAGGAGAGGGAAAGGCCAAAAGCCGACGAGGACGCUGGUCAUGACGAGCCUGCCGCCCGAAAAGCAGAGCAUCGUCCUCCAGGUGGUCGCCAAGCUGAAGGGCUUCUCCGUGGUGCGCGAAGUGUGCGGCAGCACCACACACGUGCUGGCCGGGCAGGCGCUGCGCACCCUCACCGUGCUGCUGGGUCUGGCGCGCGGCUGCUGGAUCCUGUCCUACGAGUGGGUGCUGUGGUCGCUGGAACUGGGCCACUGGAUCUCUGAGGAACCCUUCGAGCUUUCCGGCUCCUUCCCUGCGGCUCCUCCGCGGCGGCGUUCUUGGCUGCUUGGGAAGACAGAAGAGCGUUUGCAUGGGGUUCGUGGAAGGAGGAGAGCUCUGCCGCCUGGAGCGCCACCUGUCGGCCAGGCCCUACCGCGGGACCCUGUUCGCUGGGCAGCCCCCGAUGUUCCUCUCGCCGGCCAGCGCCCCGCCCAGAGCCAGGCUCGGGGAGCUGGUCCGCCUGUGCGGGGGCCGGGUCACCGGCGUCCCGCGCCGGGCCGGCAUCUUCAUUGGGCCCUGCCACGGGGAGAAGAAGGGGACCGGCACGCACCUGUCGGAGAAGUGGAUCCUAGACUCCAUCACCCGGCACCAGGUCUGCGCCUGUGAGGACUACCUGCUGCAGUGACGGGGACGCCCCUCCACGCACGGCCCUGCCGGCGGCCCGCGCAGCGUCACCGGGCGGUCCCGUGACCCAGACUGCGAGGCGAGGACCCGCCCGCAAAGGGGCCUCUCUGUGGACAGCG
Phyllostomus hastatus (greater spear-nosed bat) is the source of this 3007-nucleotide messenger RNA. RefSeq names its product microcephalin 1 (gene MCPH1). Gene Ontology annotation, biological process: mitotic cell cycle; cerebral cortex development. NCBI's taxonomy places the organism in Eukaryota, Metazoa, Chordata, Mammalia, Chiroptera, Phyllostomidae. The record is from RefSeq and is a predicted model, not a curated record. Bases 285 to 2870 code for a protein of 861 amino acids. The transcript is spliced from 15 exons.